CCAAGCCCCCGCCGCCCCGCCCGCUUUGGGCCUGUUUGCCCCGGCCUCGCACCAAUCCAGCCCGCCCGCCACGGCCAAGUCUGCGCCAGAUGGUUCUCGCUGCGACCUUGGUCACGACGAUCAUACAGGAACUUGUUACUUGACACCGUUGUCCAAGUCCUUUUUCCACCCUCACCCGGCCCUUGGGACCACGCAGGGGCUCCAUCUUGCUCCAGCACUGACCCAAUGACGAUGCCUCUGGUAGAAUGCCAUGCCCGACUCCCCUACUCUGCUGCACUGCUCCCCUGUCUCUUGUAUUCGUGAUUCAGGUCUGGAGUGCUGCGUUGUUGAAGCUGGGCGCACAUCCAUCUGCACCUAUUCAUCCUGCCUCUUCUGCACUGGUUGCCACUUUACCCAGUCUCGACGAUGAAGCGUUAGGUUGAUUCACCCUUCUCUCUCUCUCUUCUCUUUUUUUCCUUUUCUCUUUUGGAAGCGGGCCUUCUUCACCUUUUCGACCCUUGCCUUUGCAUUCAUACUAUUUGCAAUUAUAGAUGCGGGGCGGUGCUCUGCUUUCCGCCCUCUUCUUCUUCUCUUCUUGCGCGGUUUGAUUCCCGUUUUUUCUUUUCUUCUUUGCUUUUCGAUUCUUGCGCUCGAGGGUGCUGGCAUCCCAUCCAGCCCUCUUUUAUCUUCCUGUUCGUUAAAUCGUAAUGGAGCCCAGUACGGGCAACCGCAUGGUGAAUACCGUCGUUUUGGUUUUUACGCUCUUUGCUGGUUUGGUGGUUGCUUUGCGCCUCUUUACUCGUGGCCUCAUUCUGAGGAAAGCGGGUCUCGAAGAUGUCUUCAUCACCCUAGCCAUGGUCUUUGCCAUUGGGCUUGCUGUCACUGUUGCGGUCCAGAUAAUGAACGGCAUGGGUCUCCAUGUUUGGGAAAUCACCCCGGAAGCGCUCCUCAUAUCGCAAAAGGCAUUCUGGGGAAGCGUCUGGAUCUACAACCUUGCCUUGACCCUGACAAAGCUAUCCAUCCUGGUCCAGUAUCUUCAAAUCUUCCCUAAUCCACGCUUUCGACUCAACUGUCAUAUCGCCAUUGGUAUCGUCGCGCUGUGGGGUACCUGGACGCUCUUUGGAAACAUGUUCAUUUGUACUCCGGUUGCUUUCUUUUGGGAUAAGACCAUUCCCGGUGGAUUUUGUCUGAACCAGGCUGCCGUGUGGUUUACCAAUGGCAGUGUCAACAUCGUCCAGGACUUCAUCAUCCUAGCAAUGCCGAUUGUAAUGCUUCGCAGCCUCGAUAUCCCCACCAAGCAGAAGAAAGCUCUGAUCAUUGUUUUCGCUUUUGGGCUCAUCGUAUGCAUCAUAUCCAUCGUCCGUCUCCAAACCCUUGUUGCCAUCUCCAAUUCGGACGAUCCCACCUACGAUAACCUCGCCGCCGCCAUGCUCUCGGCUAUCGAAGUCAAUGUCGGUAUCGUCUGCGCCUGUCUGCCAUCCAUGCGUCCUUUGUUCUCUGCCAUUAUGCCGGCCUACUUCCCCAACCCGACAACCAACGGACGCCGAACUUACGACGAAGAGCGGACGAAGCACUUCCGAACGCGCUCCGAAACUACAUUGGCGCAACCCCCUCGAGCAGCCAGCAAAGGAGGCCAUUCUCGCUCGGGCAGCAACAGCAGCCAAUUCCGCACCCCCCCUAUGAGCGCAAAAUCGUUCCACUCCAGCUCCCCAGGCUCCAGCCGACCGUAUACCCCUCAAAGCGCCAAGUACACCCACUCACGCAGCGGCAGUGCUCACAGCUCGCGCGCACAGUCUCCACGCCCCACGCAACUGCGGAGUCCGCCUCUCGAUCCCAGAAACUACAUCGAGCGCUCCUACCACGCCCGCACCAUCUCGGAACCGGUAUCGAUAAGAGGCCCGCACCAUUUGAACAGCAAUGUCGCCAGCAACAACACAAGUCGUUCUCACUCUCGCAAUGGAAGCCAGCCCACGCUCGACAUGUAUAAUCAACAUUCCCACCACCACCACCACCCAUGGACAGCGGGAAGCGGCGCCGCAAGCCCCAUCAGUCAGACCUCCACUGCAUCGGUGCACCACCAACACAUGCUCCACCCUCUCCGUCUACAGCCUGCUAUGCCUGGUAUCCCGAAACUUCCCCGAUUGCCGGAAGAUAUGGCUGCAUUCGAUGAUCCGUUUAAGGGAGGUGUGAGGAGUCCAGUGGGAGGGUCAUCGCAACAGCCGUCCCCGAGGAGGAUUGUGUUCCAUAAGCCGUUGCCUAUUACGCCGUAUCCUAUCCUUAUCUCUUGA
Molecule: messenger RNA, 2267 nt
Organism: Periconia digitata
Lineage: Eukaryota; Fungi; Ascomycota; Dothideomycetes; Pleosporales; Periconiaceae
Source: the annotation of a GenBank genome assembly